Molecule: messenger RNA, 1524 nt
Organism: Metarhizium brunneum ARSEF 3297
Lineage: Eukaryota; Fungi; Ascomycota; Sordariomycetes; Hypocreales; Clavicipitaceae
Gene: MT1
Product: Sphingolipid C9-methyltransferase 1
Biological process (GO): cellular response to biotic stimulus
Source: RefSeq, a predicted model, not a curated record
AUGAAGAACAAGCCGGACCUGGAGGGUGACAUCACCUACAUCAAGACGCCCAAGGCGGCGCCGUCUGCCUUUGAGGCGGUCGAUUGUGGCGUGCCCAUCACUCACUCUCCGUCCAUCCACAAUGCCCCUCUGCCGGCCGAGGGCGCCGGGAGCGAGGGCUUCUCCAACAUUGUUCUGGGGGUCCUCCUGGUGGGCGUGCCCUACUUCCUGAGCCGCUUCGUGGGCGGCGGCCUCAAGACGACCGUCUUCUUUGGCAUUCUCACGCUUUUCCCCAUUCUCAUUGCCUACUGGACCUACAUGUCCAACUUUAGCCCGCGCAUCAAUGAGCAUGUCAAGCUGCCUGGCCGCCCCGUUGAGUCGUACGUGACCUUCAAGGAUGCCGCCGACCAGGCCAAGUGGAGCGGAGCCAACAAAGUGCCCAUCCAGACCUUUUCGGAAAUGUACAUUGAUGGCAAGGCUGAUUUCAAGGGCGACGUCUUGGACGUGCUCGAGUACCGCCACGACUGGUCCAAGUUCAGCUUCACCUGGGAUCUGUUCAAGUACAUUUUGCUCACCUUUGGGCCCGACGUGCUCUUCCACACCAAGGACCAGGACAUGGAGCAGAUCCGCCCCAACUACGAUUCCGGAAACGAUCACUAUGCCUGGUUCCUCGGCCCCCGCAUGAUUUACACCAGCGGCAUCAUCUCGGACACGACGCGUGAAGAGACGCUGGAGGAGCUCCAGGACAACAAGAUGGCCAUUGUGUGCGAGAAGCUCGAGCUCAAGGAGGGCGAGACCCUUUUGGACAUUGGGUCGGGAUGGGGCACGCUGGCCAAGUUUGCCAGUGUAAACUACGGAGCAAAGGUUACCGGCAUCACCAUUGCCGAGAAUGGCGCCGCCUGGGGCAAUGACGUGCUGAGAAACGCGGGCGUUCCCGAGGAGCAGAGCCGGAUUCUGUGCAUGGACUACCGGGACGCCCCCAAGCAAAAGUACAACAAGAUCUCGCAGCUUGAAAUGGGCGAGCACGUCGGCGUUCGAAAGCUCACCACCUUUUUCCGCCAGUGCUACGACAUGCUCGAGGACGACGGCGCCAUGUACGUUCAGCUGUCUGGUCUCCGACAGGCCUGGCAGUACGAGGAUUUCAUCUGGGGCCUGUUCCUCAACAAGUACAUCUUCCGAGGCGCCGAUGCUUCGACACCCCUGUGGAAUUACGUCCGGUCGCUCGAGAGCGCUGGCUUCGAGGUCAAGAGCGUGGAUACCGUCGGCGUGCACUAUUCCGCCACUCUCUGGCGUUGGUACCGCAACUGGGUAGGAAACGGCGAUGCCAUCACGGCCAAGUACGGCCAGCGCUGGUACAGAAUUUGGGAGCUUUUCCUCGCUUGGUCCGUCAUUGCCUCCCGCCAGGGAAGUGCCACGUGCUUCCAGAUCCUUGUCGUGAAGAACCUCAACUCGGUCCACCGCAUCAACGGCGUCGGAUCACAAUUCGGCCUGUCUGGAGCUCUGGCCACCAGCCGUGCAGCCGGCAAAGCGUCUCUCCCCAAGUAA